UAGAAAGGUGCGUAUCGCGGUUUGCUGUAAAAAUAUGUCAGAAUUGGUGUUACUGAUGCGAAAUACUUGAUGCGAAAAGUGCAUAUAAAUUUUUUUUUGUGGCUAAGGUGUGGAAAUUGGUAAUUUUUGAUUCGGGACGUUCGCUAAUGACCCGUGGCAUAUAUUUCCAAUAGUUAUUUUAGAUUGAAGUAAAGCGAAAUACAGUUCCUGCUGCAUCUCGAUUUGCUUACAUACGAAUACGCUUUAUAUGCGCAAGUGUGUUAUCAAACGGAGUUGCAACGCUUAAAAAGAAAAAUUUAAAAAACAAAAAAAAAAAAAAACAAGUAGCUGCUUUGCUCCAAUUGUUGAGUAUUUGGCCAUGAGAGAAAUGGAGACUCCCGAUUUGAAUCGCGCUGAUAGUACGCGAAAAAGCUUCCGCCUACCGACGCAUCGUAAAGGCAUGGCACCAGCACCGCCGACCAUUACUAAAGUCGAUUUAGAUAUCGAUGACAAAAGUGAUGACAUGGCAUCUGCCGUUGGCGAAUUUGAUGGAGAGCAGCAGUCAGCAGUAAUCAACGCUGAUGCUGUGGACGAAGUUUAUUCAGCACAAGGCAUGAGCGGUAAUAAUACUAAAAAUAAUAUGGAAAUUAUUCCGCGAUCCAAUCGGAUGACUUUGCCAAGGGAUAACGAUAUUAUUAUAGAUGAAGAUGUGGUGAGGUUGCGCAAUAAGAUAUCAAUUACUCGAAAUGCAGCUUCAUCUAUAACACCGUCGUACACAAUAGCAGCAAUGCCAACAACAACAAAAUUGACCAAGGAACCCACUUUAGUGCUCACUGCCGAAGAUGAUGUGAAUGUAUCCUUUGCACUCGGCUCGAUUGAGAAGCAUAUUUUCGAAAUGGAAGAAAGUUUUAAGAAAAUGGAACAUGUACGCCAGCCAAGUAUCGAAGAAUUAAGGUUGGACCGGAAGAAGCAAAGUAAACGUUAUGGUGAAACAGAGAAUUUACUACAACCUGGCAAUAGUGAAAUGGCCUCCGGCACCGGUUUCAGCUACCUGCCUCCGCCCUCUGAUAUGGAAAAUUCAAGUGACUCCAUUACUGAUUUCCAACGUGGCACCGGCGCACGCAGCUCUGUCGGUGCUUACUCCAAAGGUGUUACAGCGCCAUAUAAAACGAAAAUUACACGCACAUCUUCCGACACUAAAAAUAGCGAAACAAUGGCAAUGCGUGAUAUCAUAAAGCAAAAGAAGACUGUGGCAGCUCCGCCACAGCCAAGCAUUAGAGAGACUUUGCGUUAUGGCAACGAAUCGAAACGGAUUAUUACUUCAACGAACACUCCGCACACCUCGCACACCACAAACAACAUCACUUCUCCCAAUACUGGCAAAACGAUCUCGCAUGCAGAUGCAGCUUUAAUUGAUAAACAUCGCGAAGAAAAUUUGAAAAAAUUUGAAUCGAUGAUUAGUCAGAGGGCGGCAGCUAAUAAAAGUGGAAUUGCCAAACAUGUGCCGUCGACGCGUGUCACGACGGCCGCCGUGCCAACCGAGCGUGAGAAAGUGCUGGCAAGACCAAAUCAUAUUAUAACUACGCCAAAGGUAGCAGCAGCACAUAUGGCACCAGCGGAAAGGACGACUGGAUCGAAUGCCGUGCACACUGUUUACAAUAAUCGACACAUUGGCAAUGUUGUACAUAAUAACCAGGGCUCUCCUAAUAUGCAACUGCGUAGCAGUGCUCCAAUGCGUUGGCGUGCCACAGAGGAACAUAUUGGAAAAUAUAAGCUUAUAAAAACAAUCGGAAAGGGCAAUUUCGCUAAAGUAAAAUUAGCAAAGCAUUUGCCUACUGGUAAAGAAGUGGCUAUUAAGAUCAUUGAUAAAACCCAAUUAAAUCCGGGGUCCCUGCAGAAGCUCUUUAGAGAAGUUAGAAUUAUGAAGAUGCUUGAUCAUCCAAAUAUUGUGAAACUUUUUCAAGUUAUCGAGACCGAAAAGACAUUAUAUCUGGUUAUGGAGUAUGCGUCCGGUGGGGAGGUAUUUGAUUAUCUUGUUUUGCAUGGCCGAAUGAAGGAGAAGGAAGCACGUGUUAAAUUCCGACAAAUCGUAUCAGCUGUGCAGUAUUGCCAUCAAAAGAGAAUUAUACACAGGGAUUUAAAAGCUGAAAAUCUGUUGCUGGACAGUGAAUUAAAUAUAAAAAUAGCCGAUUUCGGAUUUUCAAACGAGUUCACGCCCGGUUCUAAACUGGAUACAUUUUGUGGCAGCCCACCAUAUGCUGCACCUGAAUUAUUCCAGGGAAAGAAAUAUGAUGGACCUGAGGUGGACGUUUGGUCUUUGGGCGUGAUUUUGUACACACUAGUAAGUGGUUCAUUGCCAUUUGAUGGUUCCACAUUAAGAGAGCUUCGAGAACGUGUGCUCAGAGGCAAAUAUAGGAUUCCCUUCUAUAUGUCAACUGACUGUGAAAAUUUACUUCGUAAAUUCCUUGUAUUGAAUCCAGCCAAACGCGCCAGUCUGGAAACUAUUAUGAGUGAUAAGUGGAUGAAUAUGGGGUUUGAAGAUGACGAAUUAAAACCCUAUAUAGAACCAAAACAAGAUCUAGCUGACCCCAAACGGAUAGGUAAGACGGAGGCUCUAGUGGCAAUGGGUUACAACAGGCAAGAGAUUGAAGUUUCACUAUCCCAGGUACGAUACGAUGAUGUCUUCGCAACUUAUCUGUUACUGGGCAGAAAAAGCACAGAUCCUGAAAGUGAUGGUUCACGUUCUGGUUCGUCACUAUCGUUACGCAAUAUGGGUGGAAAUGAUGCGGGCGCCACCACGAACGCGUCCGCACAAAGCCCCACACAUCGUGGCGUGCACCGAAGUAUCUCCGCUUCAAAUACGAAACCAAGUCGACGUGCUUCAUCUGGCGCUGAAACAUUACAAAUCUUUCAACGUUUUAUCGCAGGUGUUGGCCCAACAAAUGCGGCAGCAGUUGCAGCCACAGCCGCUCCUGGUGCUAUAAAUGCAGCGCCGUCCAACAACAAUUACGGUGGCACUGGCUCGGGCUCAUCCGCUGAGCGUUCUUCAAUUAGCAGCAACUUUAAACGUCAGAACACAAUUGAUUCGGCUACAAUAAAGGAAAAUACUGCGAGGUUGGCAGUACAAAAUCACAGACCCUCAUCAGCUACUCAAAAGCUUUUAACAACUGCAGAUACAACGCUUAACAGUCCUGCGAAGCCGCGAACUUCAACAAAAUACGACACAUCAAAUACUAAUCGCACUACUGUUGGCACAACCGGCAUGAUACCACGUCGUUCAACUACAUUAUAUGAAAAGACUUCAUCAACUGAAAAAACGAAUGCAUUGCCAGCGGAAACAAAUGGAUCUGCCAACUCUACAGGAAAAGGCCAUGUUAAAAGCGCCUCUGUCUCCAGCCCUGGCUCGACCGCUGAGGGAGGAGUCGCUGUUUCCAAUGAAACACUCGGAACGAGAAUGACGUCGGCUGUUAAGUCUAGCAGGCAUUUCCCCAGGAAUGUGCCAUUACGAUCAACCUUUCAUUCUGGUCAAACAAGGACUAGAAACAAUGCUGCAUUAGAGUACUCCGGAACGAGUGGUGCAUCGGGUGACUCUCCACAUCCAGGCCGUAUGAGUUUUUUCUCGAAACUGUCAUCCCGAUUCAGUAAACGGGCUUCAGCAACCGAAGAGUCGGCUAAACCACGUGUUUUGCGUUUUACAUGGUCCAUGAAAACCACUUCACCUCUAAUGCCCGACCAGAUAAUGCAGAAAAUACGAGAAGUGCUUGAUCAAAACAACUGCGACUAUGAACAGCGCGAAAGGUUCGUACUUUGGUGUGUGCAUGGUGAUCCGAAUACCGAUUCAUUGGUGCAAUGGGAAAUUGAAGUAUGUAAAUUGCCUCGAUUAUCACUCAAUGGCGUACGAUUCAAGCGAAUUUCAGGAACCAGUAUAGGAUUUAAAAAUAUUGCAUCACGCAUAGCAUUUGACUUACGACUGUGACUCCACCAAACAAAUACUGACGCGGCUGCCUUUGCUUCUGAUAGUACCACAACCGCCACUUCACGCUGUCAUCAACCGCUUACCACAUCGUCAUUCAAUCACACAACAAAUAUCAAAACAAUUAAUCUAUCCAUCGCCUCCUGCAUCAUAAAUGAAUCGAUUACAAAAAAUAAAAAACAUCCCGAAUGUGGCAAAAAUUGUUCCAGCAACAUUUUUCGUAAGAAGAAGUACAAUAACUUUGAUGGCAACAAAAGGUCUUUGCUAUUACCACCAACUCCACCAUCUACUGCGAAUUCGCAGUGCUGUUGUUCAGCAUUCGAUCCGAUAGAUAUAACGUUAAAUAAUACAAAGUUGAUGUUAUCUCCUUCGAAGGCAGCAACAACAACAACUAAACCAAUGGAAAAUGACUGCAAAUCAAUUAUGACAGAGAAUGUUAUUGAUUCAGCAAUGACAAAAUGUUAUACAGAUAUGUUGGAAAAUCCGAUAUCGAUUAAUUCUGUUAUAAACAGGAAUGCACAAGAAUUAUCGCAAUCACCAGCAUCUGCAUCAAUGAAGGAAAAGUCUAUUUCAAAAGGCAACAAUUUGAUGAAAAAAACAUUAGUAGUUGAAAAAUUAAAAAGUACUAAUAGCGUGAUAACACGAAAAAUAUUUUCAACGAGGAGAGUUGCGCAAAACAGUAAUCAUAGUGAUGAAAAAAAUAAGGAAACAUUAAAAAUAAAUGAUUCAUCAGACUUGGAUGUCGAGACCAUAGCAACAAAAACUGAUACCGCUACAACAUUGAAAAACAAUAUAGUUAAAGAGGGUAGUCAUAGCAUGAUCACCUCACUGCUGCGUACAACAACGCUGUAAAUUGUUUACUGAAAGUCAUAUGCUUCAAAAUUUCGUCUAAAAUACUUCUAAAAUCUCUAAAACAUAAACAAAGAUAUUGUAUUUAUAUUAAAAUAGCCCCAAUUAUAAUCUACCCUUGUUUUUAUAUACAUACGUAUGCCCUUUUCAUGUUCAAUAAUUGUUACGAUACUUACCCACAAUACACUGUAUGCCUGCGUGAUGCAUGCAUGAUAAAAGGACUAAAAGGUAAAAUCGUUCGCUCAAUUUAUUCGCCAUUUAGUUUGUUUUGCUGCUUUCCUGGCUUCACACACCGGUACGCGGUGCAAAUGCCAAUUAAAAGCAACAAAGCAAAUUUAAGUAAAAAAAAAAUAUAAAUGAUAAGUUAAAAUUUGUUAUUGUUUGAGAUUUAAGGAGUGUGUGCGUGUGAUUGAUAAUGGAAGCCAAUUUUUAUAAGAGCCACAAAUGUCAAAAAUGCUCAGGCUGACUCUAAGCGGUUUUACCUUAAAAUCUUUUCUAUCACGCAUUACAUGUAGCUUGUUGAUUUUAUGUUCAAAAAAGAGACACAAACACAAAAACAAAAACUGAACAAUAUUUUGUAAAUCUGCUCUCCGUUGUGUGUUCUAGAAGGUAUAUGUACUUGUACAUGAUAACGCAUGCAUUCGUCGACAACUUUGACGAGACAUGAUUUCAAGGGAAAUUUGGUGCAUAUAAUUCAAAUAUGUUUUUAAAAAAAUAAACUUGGGCAGAAUAAUUUCGAUACGACGCAUUGCAAACUGGAAAUUGAUUCAAGUGGAUUGGUUUUAUUCAAAAGCUCGUUAUUUCAUUUAUUACAAAAUAUAUCCCAUCGGUACCCUUUCACGCCAAAGUUAAAACGAAAUUUGAAGUAUUUGUUUCUCUUGCUUUUGCUUCUGAAUGUUUCUCAUUUUUUUCAAUAGUUUUCAAAAACUUUUAUAAUAGGUACAUAAUUUGUAAUUGCUAAAAAGUUCAUUUUAGAUAAAGAAAAAUGUGGUGAUCAUUUCUUUAUGCAUGUUGCCUAUAGCUUUUUAAAACAAAAUAAAAUAUUUUUAACAGAGCAUCAUUUUAUUCAAAAAUACUUUCGAAAACAAGCGCUCCUAUUCAUAGUCAGACUCGAGUCGACGCUCAAACCAGUAUCUACUAUUUGUCACAUAUCUGUAGCUAAGGUAUCUGUCAAAAAGUUGUCAUCACAUUGAAAUCGACUCCAUUUUGACUUGUGGGCCUGCAACAUCUUUUACAAAAUUUUAAUCUAGAAUUAUUAACAACCUGCGAGCGAUCGGAUAAAUUGCAAAUAUUUAUUUUAUAAUAUUGCAACAAUUUAUAUUAACUAUAAUUUUUAUUUUAUUUUUACUGUAAUUAUUAUUUUUUUUUUUUUUUGUAUUUAAUACACUUUUAUCCAUAUAAUAGAUUUGUACUACAACUUGUAAAAUUUAAUUUAAAAAAGAAAUACAUAAGCGAAAGUGCCAACAUAUAGUAGCUUAUUGACUAAGGCUCUGAGUCUGUUUGUCUAGAUUUCA
Molecule: messenger RNA, 6315 nt
Organism: Anastrepha ludens (Mexican fruit fly)
Lineage: Eukaryota; Metazoa; Arthropoda; Insecta; Diptera; Tephritidae
Gene: par-1
Product: serine/threonine-protein kinase MARK2
Exons: 17
Coding region: 359-3955 (1198 amino acids)
Biological process (GO): microtubule cytoskeleton organization; intracellular signal transduction; protein phosphorylation
Cellular component (GO): cytoplasm
Molecular function (GO): protein serine/threonine kinase activity; ATP binding; tau-protein kinase activity
Source: RefSeq, a predicted model, not a curated record